This is a messenger RNA of Effrenium voratum, 1407 nucleotides long. NCBI's taxonomy places the organism in Eukaryota, Dinophyceae, Suessiales, Symbiodiniaceae. The record is from the annotation of a GenBank genome assembly.
AAGCCUUGGCCGUGCUCCAUGGUCGACCCAUGGAUUGAUCGAUCAAUGUGGCACCGUGCAUGAGCAAGCCUCUGGCCAGCAGUUUGUUGGAGGUGAGACACACCUUGCAUCAAGUGCUGAUUCGAGUGGAUGCCAAUGGGGAUGGCUUUAUAGACAAAGACGAGCUGUUUUUUGUGCUGGACAGAGUGGGCACGUUCAAGAAAGCCAGAUGGUCCAAUCUGCACGAGACAUUGGACAAAUUGCUGGCAGGAUUGGACACCAACUGUGAUGGCUUCGUAGACAUUCAGGAAUUCCUGGAUUGGGUGCUUUUGGACAAGUCUCAAGUACACCCUUCGCAGACGUUGCAAACCAAGCACGUGUUUCUCUCUGCAGAGGAUGAAGCGCGGAUGGAGCGGAUUGCUCUGUUCGAUCUGGAGGCCGAGGAGAACCAUGACAUCCUCACUCAAGCUGGCCUCGGUGAUCUGACGGAUCCCAAGCGCCUUCUCCUCUCGGUCGGCUCGUCUUCCACGCAGGCCUAUGAUGCCUUGGGUCUCUCUCUCUCCGUGCCGACAGGGACCAAGGUGGCCAACGAUGCGUCCUUCCGGGAAUUCUGCAAGAUCAUCAAGCACGUGGGGGUGCCCUACGAGCAAAUUUUGCUCAUCAAUUCAAUCGGCUAUCUCCUGGAGCCUUGCGACCCGGUGCUUGUGGGCCUGGGCGAGCUGGCGAGGAGGAUCGGGGGCGCAGCGCGGCGCUUCCACGAGGCCCUCGCCGAGGCGUUCCCUGAGGCGCAGACCAGGGUUUACAACCGGGCCAAGGACCCUCAGACGAAGCGAUACAAGUUCCCACAGCUGCUCAAUGACUUCAGCCUGUCUUUGACCAAGGUAAGCCGAGCUUCCGAGGGAUGCGGCCUGCCGCCCGGGGUCUUGGAUUUUCAGCCGGACGUCAUCGUGGAUUGGGGUGGCACCUCAUACAAAGUCUUCCUCAACGGCAAGCGCAUCGGAACGGAGGUGAUGGAUGCAAACGCAUACCUAUGCGAGGGUGGCUUCCUGCGUAGAGAGCGACUCCCGGAGGCCAUCCGCGAGAUCGAGGCUUCCGUCCUGGCGCUGCUUCAGCGGGAAGAAGUGGACAGCCCGGCCAACAAGAAGGUCUUGAUUGCUCAAACGGGGAAGGCACGUGAGCUGGCGAUGCACGAGGAACGCAUGUGCAAGAAGCUAUCAUGUACAGACUAAACCCACUGCUCAAAGAGCAAUCUCUGGAUGCGACAUGUUGAGAUGAAUUCGCAGCCGGUCAUCGGUCUUCCAGAGGAAGGUCUGUUUUUGGCGGCUGAGUUGCAAAUUCACGCAGGAAACUCUUCGGAUCACGGCAAAGAGCGCCACGGGAGUUCCGUGUUUCACUCGUGCGAGUGAGAAGGCCUCAGGCAACCCGGAC